This is a messenger RNA of Drosophila innubila, 1277 nucleotides long. RefSeq lists its product as uncharacterized. The transcript is spliced from 4 exons. The record is from RefSeq and is a predicted model, not a curated record. The coding region runs from base 26 to 1276 and encodes 416 amino acids. Lineage: Eukaryota; Metazoa; Arthropoda; Insecta; Diptera; Drosophilidae.
CCGAACUUCUCAUAGUAUCAUAAUAAUGGACCAAUCCAAUAAUGAACCAGAGUUGCCAGACUGGUUAGACCCGAAUAUGUUUGUAGAAUUUCUGCAACGCGACUUUAAAGACUUUAAGACCAUAAGACAAUUUGAGGUAGAACAAACCUGUGGCAAAGGCGAGAACUUUACAACUUUGGUAUUACGUGUGAAGAUUCUUGUGGAACUAAAAGAUGAUAGCCAAAAGGCGACUUCAUACAUUGUGAAGUUGCUGCCAACGACUUUGAGUACCCGCGAUAUGAUUUCCAGCUGGAAGGUUUUUGAUAAGGAGAAGCUUUCUUAUAGCAGCUAUGUGCCAGAUUUCGAGCAAAUGUAUGAAAAGGUCAAUAAAAAGAUCUCUUUCGGAGCCAAGUAUUAUGAACCGAGCAGCCCAAUAGCUGACGAGCUGAUCGUCCUGGAAGAUCUGGGCAAUCGAGGCUUUAAGAAUGCCAAUCGUCAAAAGGGUCUAGAUAUGAAUCAUACCAAACGAGUGUUGGAGAAAUUAGCUCAAUUUCAUGCUGCAUCGGCAGUACGUUAUGAACUAAAGGGUCCUUAUCCGGACCUCUACGAUCGAAGUCUUUGCAGUGAUGAAGACAAAUUUCAAGAGUUCCGCGAAACUCAAGCCAAGUCCCUCAUCAAGGCGUUGCCUCACUAUAAGGCUGCACAUUUAGAGAGCGCAUUGAAAAACUAUACCUCAUUGGCGCCCGAUAUGUACCAGGCAUUUGCUCUCAAAUUUGAGAAUGAGUUCCGUUGCCUCAACCACGGUGAUUUUUAUUGUAAUAAUAUAAUGUUUCAAUAUGAUGCGAAUGGAGAGAUUGCAGAAACAUAUUUUAUAGAUCUGCAAAUGAGUCGUUACUGCUCGCCAGCUCAAGAUCUGAUUUAUUUUCUACUUUCCUCCGUUUCCUACGAUCUGAAAUUAUCCAAGUUUGAUUAUUUCAUUCAUUAUUAUCAUAGCAAACUAAUUGAUAAUUUAACGCUAUUGCAAUAUCCAAAGCAACUUCCUAAGUUAAGGGAUCUACACUCAUCGAUAUUUAAUCAUGGAGACUGGGCUUAUCCAGUAAUUUCGCUUUUACUGCCGCUUGUCCUGAUCGAUCCCAACGACAAAUCCAACAUGGACACGCUAAUGGAUCAACAAGAUGAAGGCGAUCAGUUUCGGAACACAAUGUUCGAAAAUCCACGCGUUAUUCAACAUUAUACGCAUAUUCUGCCUUGGGCUUACAAUCGCGGAUUGUUUGAAUAUAAAAAACAUAUGAAAUAAA